This is a messenger RNA of Ceutorhynchus assimilis (cabbage seed weevil), 4909 nucleotides long. The record is from the annotation of a GenBank genome assembly. Lineage: Eukaryota; Metazoa; Arthropoda; Insecta; Coleoptera; Curculionidae.
GGCAAAAGUGAGUUAGUGUGCGUCUGCUGCCAAUGGAUUAUUAUUUACCCGAAAUCGCCCAAAUACCAAAAAAAUACUGGGAAAAUUAAUUUAAAAACCGAAUCCAUUGUAUUAAACGUGUCGUUUUCUUUAGCACGUGAAUACGAUUUUGAAAAUCGCGGGCAAAAAGUGUUCGGCCGAAUAGGAAAAUCGUCGGGUAUUUACGAUUUUAAUUUUGGUUGGCCAGACAAAUGAAACAUCGGCGUGCCGUCAACGUGUGGCGGGAAUUGGAAUAAAAUUCGAAAAAUUGGUCUGACCCAACUCGGGCUAUGGCAGAAGUGGCAGCAAUGGGCGAGGUCGACGAAAUUCACUCAAACGACGAAAGCGUUAUGGUAAACGGAGAAGUAACCAAAGAAACUGUAGACGAUGUAGAUAUGGUUGAUGUAGAAGCUAAAAAACUACCAACAGAAGAAGAUGAAGAAAUGAAAUCGGACGGUGAUAAAGAAGAAGACACCAGUUUGGAUAGUAGCAGUAAUAAGGACGCAACAAGUCAAAGUAAUGUUGACGAGGAUAGUAAAGAUAGUAGCGAGGAUAGUAGUCAAAGUAGUCAAGAACAAAUUCCAGAAAAUGGGGAGGUUGCCAAUGAAGACACUAAUAGCAGUUUAGCACAAAAUGAAAAUAGUAAUGUUAGUAGUGCUAGAAAUGAGGAUGAAGAGGAAGAAGAUAGCGGGAGCAGUAGUACAUCAAGUGAUUCUAAAGACGAGAACAGCCAAGAGGGAUCUGACAAAAAGAGUCCUCCAGCAGUAGAGAAAAAUGAAAACGAAAAAAUGGAAAUUUCUGAAAACGGUAUCGAGGAUCCAGUUGAAAGUCCAGCUACUUCAAACGAUGACGUGCAAGAAAUUGUCAAACCACACGACACUAUCGAGCUAAAUAGCGAAGACGAAACCGACCUUCAAAUCCUCGACGCAAAAACCAACGGCAGCGACGAAGUAAUCGAUUUAAUUGACAGCCCAGAAAAAAAAACUCCCCCCUCAAAAAACCUUGUCAAAAAAGACCCAAUCACACCGAGACGAAGCUCGAGGAAUUUAACCAAAAGCAAAGAUGGUUCAAAAACCAAUAGCAAAGAAAGCGGCGAAUCUGACAUUGAAGAAGUACUGCCACAAGACCCACUAGCUGACAACGAUCAAAUAACUGUCGAACGCGUUCCCAUGGUAAAAAAACCGGUACCUGAACAAAAGGCGUCAACUAUUGUAGUAAAAGACACUAAACGAUUGGUGGAAAUUGCUAAUAAAACUAAUCAGAGCAGCUCAGGCACGGGGCAAACUGGCAAAAAAGAACCCACUUUAGUGAUUAUUGAUACAAAUUCAAUAUUGUCAGGUCGCGGUCCAGUACCAGCCUCGAUGCCGGUACCGAGUGUGAAACAAUCGCCUGCGACGUACGCCAACGUACUUCCGAUGGCGGUACCAGCUCAGGGUUUGUAUCCGGCCAAUAUGCGGGCCACCAUUACUCCGAUUCCGGCCAGUAAUCAGCAGCAUCACAAGAGUGCUGUCCAGUCGGCUCAGGCCUCGGGUGCUCCACUGUUGCCAACUCUUACCGAUGAUAUGUUUGUUGUGGAAGCUCCGUCUUUUAUUGUACCCUAUGUAUACGAAAAACCUCCUGUAAAAGUCCUGAAAGAAUACAUUGCCGAAAUCAAAAAGCAAAUCGAAGACAACAAAAAAGAAGAAAAAGCAAAGAAACGAGCAAAAAAACAAGAAAAAAAAGACAAAAGCAAAGACGACGGAGAAGACGCCUCUGACGAUGCAACCUCCAGCAGCGAUGAGGAAAUAGAAGAAGUAAAACCUGACCUGAAAAAACCUUACUCUUACUUCGAGAGUCCCUUAGGCAAAUUUUUCACAGACAUCGGUUGCAAUUUGGUCCAAGAAUACGUGCAAAACGACCUGUUGAAACAGCAAAAACGCAAACGAGACCGGGAACAAGGCUCCAACAUUGAAACAAACAAAACUAUAGCGACAUUAGUUAAGACUAUUGAAAUGAGCAGAAGCACCAAUCAACAUUUCAAGAUGGACAUUAAAAAGUGUGAGUUUUGCAACUUCAAAACCGAAUCCAAGCUGGCGAUGGCCUACCACUUGGAAACUCCCCACAUGAAAAACUUCGUCUACAAGUGCAACUUCUGCGCGUACGAGGUGCGCAGCCCGCACGACAUCCUCUUCCACAUGGAAGCUGAACACGCGGUCCGCGGCCACUUGGAACGCGCACCUGCUUUCCACCAAUGCCCCUCGUGUCCCUUUGAAGACAACCAAAAGGGCAAAUUGUCUAGACAUUUGGUAGUCUGUGCAAGAAAAUUCAAACCUGACCGGAACCUGGAACCACCGCCGGAUUGGGAACCUCCUGCGAAGAUUCCUAGGAUGCCUAAGAUGCGCGCCACUGGUUUGAAUGCUGCAGUGGCUGCCUAUCAGACUUUGACUAACAAAGGGGCGCAACAAUAUCAGUUUUUGUCAAAGAUGCAGCUGCAACAAGCGACUGCGACAGCGAGCACUUCUGCUCUGAACAGGGGCAGGGGCAGGCCCACUCUGGGUCCAAACGUCAAACCCUCGCAACCAAUGAUCAGGCCCCAAGGGAUGAUUUUCAAGCAACAAUCUGGUGGCCAGAUGUUGGUGCCUGCCAAUUAUCAAUUGAGCGGCAACCAAGUGUACCAGGUGGUGGGCGGCUCUGAAUUGGGCGGUCGACUGGGUUCAGUGCCUGGUAUGGCUUAUGUUCCAUCCUCCGCCCAGGCAACAGGCUCCUUACAGACAACAACCAGCCAACAGCAACAACAACAGACUGCAAAAAAACCCUCGAACACUCCAAGCAUUUCAAUUACUCCUUUACCAAGGACAUCGUCUACUGCUACUCCAGCUGCCUCUAAACCCGGAGAUACAAGUUCCAAAAACGCGUUUGUGAUUUGCGAAAUUUGCGACGGCUACAUUAAAGACUUGGAACAGUUGCGCAACCACAUGCAGUGGAUUCACAAAAUCAAAAUCCAUCCCAAGAUGAUCUACAAUCGGCCUCCACUCAACUGUCAAAAGUGUCAGUUCAGAUUUUUUACUGAUCAAGGCUUGGAGCGUCACUUAUUAGGCUCUCAUGGUUUGGUUACUUCUAGUAUGCAAGACAAUGCUAAUAAAAGCAAAGAUUCGGGACGGUGUCCUGUUUGUGGACGGGUUUAUCAAUGGAAAUUAUUGAAUCACGUGGCUCGUGACCACAAAAUGGUAUUGAAACCGGCUCAUUUGUCGUACAAGUGUACAGUGUGCACUGCCACUUUCGGCAUGUACAAACAGUUUGAGAAUCACGUUUAUUCGGCGCACAGUGUGGUGGCUAAGCGCGUCAUGGACAAGAAAACUACCUCAGCAGCUGCGGGUUCAACUACAAAGAACGCUACAGAUAUGAAACCGUUGAAAAUCAACGACGAAAUAACGAUCAUACCUCAGCCGGCCAAAUCGACCAAUGGCAAGGAGGCCGCCAAAAGUACCGCCGUCGCCGGUACCAGUAAAACUAGGUAAAAACCGCCCCUAUGGUCCCCUCAAUUCAUUAUUGUUUAUUUAUUUAUGUUUUUUAAAACAAAAAUUUAGUGUUAUUUUUUUUUUAAAUUUUCAACGCUUGAUGUACAAGUGUAUAGAGCUUGUAUUGAAAAAUAAUAUACAUUUCUUAUCAGUUGUAAAUAAGGUUUAUAUUUAAAAAAUAAUAGUUUGUAGAGAUUUAAUUAAUUAAUUGACGUUUCAACUACAUAGAAGAUUCCUUUGUUAUAUUUUUUUUAACUCAUAGGUCUGUUCCCACAGGAGUUUCUGACAGUUUGCAACCUGUCAAAAACAAUCGCUCAGCUGAGUUACAGAUUUAUCUUGUAACGACAGCAUUAAAAACAUGUAUGGGCGAUGGUUACUAACAGUUUGCAAACUGUCAGAGACCUAAAGACAACAGACUUUUAAUUAUUGUAAUGUUUUCUUUAAAUUUUUGGAAAACUAUAUUUAUAAGAUUCCUAAGAAAAACAAUAAGUGGAUUAUUUGUAUAGAGUUUAUAGAAAUAUAAUAUGUAACUUUGACAAGUUUUAUUUUUGAAAUUUUGAUCCUUUUUGACUCACCAAAUCCCAUAUAAUUUGGUCAUUUUAUACAGGGUGUCCCACGACGUUUUUCCCAGGUGAUAACUUCUGAACAUGUCAUCCAAAAUAAUUAAAGUUUUGAGGAUCUGGGUAACUUUUUGUGCCGUUUCUACCAUUGUCAUUUUCGCUUCAAUUUAAGUCAAGUGACGUCAACUUUAGAAUCUUACAUGUAACUCGUGGUAUAUUAUGGAAUUUUUCAUUAGAAAAUUAAAUUACAAAAUCGGCAAUGCCAUAUUUGUUAAAGAAUAUAAUGAAAAAUUAUACAGUGGAACUUAUGAUGUUAUCAUUUGGACAAAACCUUGUGGGACACCCUGUAUUACAGAUAAUUUGAAUUUGUACAAAAUUGAUAUUAUAGGUAAAGAGAAGAAGCAACAUGAAGAACCAAGAAUGCCUGUAAAUAAUUAAUUAUUGGACUUUUUAAGUGUAAAAUGUACAUAUAAAAAAGGUAAGCGUUAAAUUUAGUGCCACAGAGACACUCUUUUGUUCUAGAGUAAGUACCAAGUGCAAUUACUUUUUUGAUUACUUGGUUGCACACACUCUGUAUAUAAAAAGACUAUAUACCUAGUAGAAAUAUAAUUUUUUUUCUGUGAACGAGAAAAACAAUGUUUGAAUUAUUGAAAUUUACAAGUGGAUAAAUAAUUGUUUAUAUUAAUUAAUUCUUAAUUAUUACGGAUUAUGGGUGUUUCUUUUAGUAAAUUAUUGAUUUGUAUUUACUUGAUUUAAGAACAAAAAAAAAAAUAUUAUUGUAAAGGCAGGAAAAUAAUAUUUAAAAGUAAUAUAUAUAAUCUUAUUCUUUUUUAA